Molecule: messenger RNA, 3570 nt
Organism: Impatiens glandulifera
Lineage: Eukaryota; Viridiplantae; Streptophyta; Magnoliopsida; Ericales; Balsaminaceae
Exons: 2
Coding region: 622-3276 (884 amino acids)
Source: RefSeq, a predicted model, not a curated record
AGGGGGAACACGUUUUGACCAUGGUUGAUGUUAAUGAGGAAUUAAUGGCGUGGGUUUUCUCCAUUUCAAUUGCGUUGUUGCUGUAUCAAUCUAUGCUUUUUCAAACUGCAUCAUUCAUUGCUCAUUUUAGUGAGAGAAAGAUUUUGGGUUUUGGUUUUGGUUGGUGGGAUCACUUCAAUACUACUACUACUACGGGCAAGGAGCGGCCACCCAACACGAGAUUCUUCAACCUUUCUGAAUCCAAAUCCGACCAAUCUUUCACCUUUCAAUUUACUACUGCUUUCAUCUUCGAUCCCACAUUUCCUUUUUGCCUUCUGCCAAUUCUGUUUAUGUGAUCGGAACUGUGUUUGCUUAGACCGGUUGCAGGAGGAGGAGAAGGAGGGCAUUUGCAUCUAGGAAAACUAGGGCUUUGGGCUUUGAUACCCAUUAAAAGGUAUAAAAGUUAAAGGUUGUCUUCAUUUCUUCGAAUCCCGCUUUAUUUUGUUGUCCUGAUCGACAUUCAGUAAUGCCGUCGAUGCUUUUCCCCUUCCUGUUUUGAAAUUGCAUUGGGGUUUUUCCUUUUCCCUUGUACCUGUCAGAUUUAGCAUCGAAAAGAGGCAAUUAACAGUUGCUAAAAUCUUCAUGCAUCUUCCACUAUGGAAGCCCAUCUCGAAUUGUGCGGCCCUGAUGACGGACAAGAAGAGCAAGAGGAGAGACAGUACUUCUGGCGUAGCUGAAGAAAGUACACGGAAGCUCUCAUCUUUAAGGCAAUUGCAGGAAAGUAAGCUGAGAGAGGCUUUAGAGGAGGCAUCUGAAGAUGGAUCUUUAUUGAAGUCCCAAUCCAUAGAUUCAGAAUCGUCCUAUCAAGAGUCUAAAAUUGGCAGGUCUAGAACCCUUGCUAGGCUCCAGGCUCAGAGGGAAUUCCUCAGGUCCACUGCCCUUGCAGCUGAGAGAAAAUUCUGCAAUGCAGACUCCAUUCCCGGACUUAGUGAGGCCUUCUCCAAGUUCCUCACAAUGUACCCGAAAUUCCAAUCACUGGACAAGAUUGAUCAAUUGAGGUCAGAUGAAUACAGCCAUCUUUCUGAUUCUCUUGCAAAGGUUUGUCUUGACUAUUGUGGUUUUGGCUUAUUCUCUUACCUGCAAACCAUUCAGAAUUGGGAUUCAUGUGCUUUUAGCUUAAAGGAAAUAACUGCUAAUUUAGGCAAUCAAGCUCUCUUUGGGGGAGCUGAGAAAGGUACUGCAGAACAUGAUAUCAAGACAAGGAUUAUGGAUUACUUGAACAUUCCUGAAAAUGAAUAUGGCCUUGUUUUUACUGUUAGUCGAGGAUCUGCAUUCAAGUUACUUUCCGAAUCCUAUCCAUUUGAGACUAAUAAGAGAUUGUUAACCAUGUUCGAUCACGACAGUCAGUCUGUGAAUUGGAUGGCUCAGUGUGCCAAAGAGAAAGGCGCAAAAGUCUCAAGUGCCUGGUUUAAGUGGCCAACCUUAAAACCAUCUUCAAGAGAGCUGAAGAAGAUGUUGGCACAGAAGAAGAAGAGAAAAAAGGAUUCUGCAGUGGGGCUUUUUGUGUUUCCUGUACAGUCUAGGGUUACAGGUUCUAAGUAUUCCUACCAAUGGAUGUCCCUGGCUCAGCAGAACAAUUGGCACGUAUUGCUUGAUGCUGGAUCGUUAGGUCCAAAAGAUAUGGAUUCUCUCGGUUUGUCGCUGUUCAGGCCAGAUUUCAUAAUCACCUCCUUCUACAGGGUGUUUGGAGCCGAUCCUACUGGAUUUGGGUGUCUUUUGAUUAAGAAAUCUGCAAUGGGAGCCCUAAGAAACCAGUCAGGCCGCACUGGUUCAGGGAUGGUUAGGAUUGUACCCGAAUUUCCUCAGUAUUUAGAUGAUUCUCUAGAUGGUCUAGACGGGCUGUUGGGGCUUGAAGACAACAACUUUAUUAUAACUGGGGAUGAACAACCCGGGCCUGAAAAUCCAGGAGGAUCCGAGCUGCCUGCAUUUUCGGGCAUGUUCACUUCCUCCCAAGUUAAAGAUGUGUUUGAGUUGGAAACCGAUCAGGAUAACAGCUCAGACCGCGAUGGAGCAAGCACCAUAUUCGAGGAAGCUGGAAGUAUUUCUGUUGGAGAAAUCAUAAGAAGUCCCAUUUUCAGUGAAGACGAGUUAUCUGAUCAUAAUUCGUGCUGGAUUGACCUCGGACAGAGUCCUUUCGGUUCAGAUGUUAAUGGCCAACCGAACAAACAAAAUCCGAGUUCGCCCGUAUUGAAUUCCACCCUCUCUGGCAAAAGAAGGCCCAGUGUUGGACAAAACGACAACAUCCCUGUUCUAUCCUUCGAUGCAGCCCUUUUAUCAGUUUCCCAUGAUCAUUAUCGUGUUAGAUGCAUACCCGAAGAAGAACAGGUCACCGAAAAUAUCCCAUCAUCUUCUAGAGUCAGUCUUCAUACAUCGAGAGAGAUUGAGGAGGAGUACGAAUCGGAAGAGUCGAAUUCUGUCUCAAAUGGACUUAAAACGAAGAAUCAAGUUGAAUCUCGGCAAGACAGUGCUAUAAUAAGGAGAGAAACAGAAGGUGAAUUUAGGCUGUUAGGAAGGAGGCAAAAGAAUAUACAAGCUGAAGGAGAAAGCCAUAGGGUCUCGUUUGAUGUUGAUAGCCAUCAUAAAGAAAGUUCUACUUCCAGUCGCCAUCUGCAAACUGGGGAAGCGUCUGCAGCCAACCCCAACGACGAAUGCUCAACUGGGGAAGACGAGUAUGGAGAUGAAAGGGAAUGGGGAAAAAGUGAGCCUGAAAUCAUAUGCCGACAUAUCGAUCAUAUAAAUAUGCUUGGCCUAAACAAAACUACUUUCAGGCUCAGGUACUUGAUAAAUUGGCUGGUAACAUCUUUACUACAACUUCACUUCCCCGAUCCAAACAAAGUUAUUGGAAAGCCACUUGUACAAAUUUACGGCCCCAAGAUUAAAUAUGAAAGAGGCGGUUCGGUAGCUUUUAAUUUGAGACAGAUAACUGGAGGACUAGUUAAUCCAGAAACUGUUCAGAAGUUGGCUGAGAAAAAUGGGAUAUCUCUUGGAAUAGGGAUUCUCAGCCAUGUAAGGAUGGUAGACAGGCCGAAACAGCAAACUCUCGAAUUGGGUUUGGAAGAUCUUGAUAACAGUCAUCAUCAGAAUGGUAAAGAUUCCUUUUUCAGGGUUGAGGUUGUUACUGCAUCAUUGGGUUUUCUGACCAAUUUCGAAGAUGUUUAUCAACUGUGGGCUUUCAUAGCUAAGUUUUUGGACCCGUCUGUUCUUGAUGAAGAUCAACUACCCCAAUCUCUAGCCUAAGGGUGUUUGUUACGGACACAAAAUCAUUUUUUGAACCGAAAAAGGGAACUGAGGUAUUAUGACUAGAAUUGUUAUUGCUUCUUCUUUCAAGUGCCAUUCCAUAUAUUUUUUUUCCUUCAAUAAUAGUAAUGCUCUCCCAAGUCUUUGAACUUGUUCUUUUACUUAAAAUUUUUAAAAAAAGGAGAAGACUUCUUUGAGAUGAGGAAAUCAGGGAAGGAUAAUGUUUAUUUUGCUAAUAUGAUAUAUACAGUUAAGGAGGAUUACAAAUGUCAAUUUAUCUUGUUGUUGUUGUUG